ACUAAUUUUUUAAGAUAUAAAAAUGUCAAAUAGACAUUUGUGAAAAUGUCAGCAAAGUUAAUAGUGCAUAAAUUUGAGGAGGGGUUUGAUUUUAAAUCGUUAUUUGUAACAAUCAAUAAUGAUUUUACUGAAACAACAUUCAGUGAAUGGUUGGAUGGGAUUACAGAACAGAAAAAGAAGAGUCCAGAAAAUUCUCGUUUAAUUAUCAAGGCGGUAUCAGGUGAUGAAAUGAAAUAUAUAGAUUUAGAUUCAUGUUGCAAAGAGAUAUCCAACAAUUCUAGUCCAUAUUCGAACUAUCAACCAGAUUGGAAAGAGCCUAUGAAAAACUCGUUUAGUAAAGAUAGGCCUCAAAUAAUGAAAAUAUCUCUGCUCAACGACUCUAACGUGAAUAAGGAUAGAGAUACACCAAAUAGUGCUGAUUUAUUUAAAAAUACCCCAUUAGAAAACAAUUCAAUUGAUGAGAAUAUUAAUCCACUUGAAUAUAGCCUUGAAAAAGUAAAAGAAACUAAUGCACAAAUUAUGAAAAAUAUCCAUAUGUUAAAUAGAACAUUAGAUUAUACAAAAAAGAAGGAAACUUUUAAUGUUGUUUGGCCAUUUUCAAAAACUAUGAACACACAUCCUUGUAAUGUAUGUGGAAAAGAUUUUGUUUACGUAACUGGAUUGAAAAAACAUUAUGCAAUGAGACAUGUUAUGCCAGAAUGCCAACAACAAUGGCAAGUUGUGUGGACAUGCACCGAGUGCUUCCAGGUUUGGCCCUGUCGAGAAUUAGCUUUGAAUCAUUCAGGACAAUGUGGUAAAGAAGAAAACACAGACUGUGUACGAGAAAUAAAAACAUCAUCACUUUUACAGUGUGAAUUUUGUGAAAAAGUUUUUACAAGUAUUCCCAGACUACUGAAGCACUCAAAACAGCAUACAAUUUCAAGUAAUUAUGAAUGUAACGCUUGCAACAUGAGUUUUCAGUCAUACAAAAAUGCAGAACAACAUUGGAUCUUCUGUCCGUGGUUGAAUAUGUGUUACAAAUUCUCAUUGCCAAAAUUACUGUUAUGUAAUGCUUGUGAUCGUAAAUUCAGAAACUACGAACAACUCUAUAAUCACAGGUACAAAGUAAGUCAUUUUAUGGCUAAAUUGAAAACAGAAUGCAAUGGCAAGUCUCCAUUGUUAGUUUACCAGUGUGAAAUAUGUGGAGAGUGGUUUCAAUCAAUACUACUUCUGCAAGGACAUAGAAAUAACUUUCACCCUCAUUAUGAUUCUAGAAUUUUGUGUAAAUCUGAAUCCUUCACUACUUAAAUAUAUUAUGUUGCUUUAAACAUA
Messenger RNA from Papilio xuthus (Asian swallowtail), 1311 nucleotides. RefSeq names its product zinc finger protein 652. The transcript has 2 exons. The record is from RefSeq and is a predicted model, not a curated record. Lineage: Eukaryota; Metazoa; Arthropoda; Insecta; Lepidoptera; Papilionidae. Bases 46 to 1287 code for a protein of 413 amino acids.